Aureobasidium melanogenum CBS 110374 is the source of this 1749-nucleotide messenger RNA. RefSeq names its product cytochrome P450. Lineage: Eukaryota; Fungi; Ascomycota; Dothideomycetes; Dothideales; Saccotheciaceae. Gene Ontology annotation, molecular function: monooxygenase activity; heme binding; iron ion binding. The record is from RefSeq and is a predicted model, not a curated record. The coding region runs from base 1 to 1749 and encodes 582 amino acids. The transcript is spliced from 4 exons.
AUGCCGCUCCUUGUCCUUUCUCCAACCCUGCUAGCGCUAAGUCUUCUCUCCUUGACCCUUCUCUAUCUCGUCUAUCGUGCAGUCUUUCCCCGUCCCAUCCCAGGUAUACCAUACAAUAAAGACGCUGCAAGAUCCAUUCUGGGUGACCUGCCCGAAUUCUUGAAAUAUGUCAAAAAGAACAACGGCCAAGCCGUGAACUGGUGGCAUAUGCAAGUCGAAAAGCAUGAUUCUCCCAUCGUCCAGCUAUUCUUGAACCCUUUUGGUGGACCAACCGUCAUCGUGGCAGACUUUCGUGAGGCUCAGGACGUCCUCCUUCGCAGGUCUAAAGAGUUUGAUCGGAGCAAAGGCUUUGACAAUGUCUUCAGCGGUGUCCUCCCGUACCAUCAUAUCGGUCAGAAGACAACCAACAAAGUCAAGGCUCAGAAACGCUUGUUGGCUGACACCAUGUCGGCGUCCUUUCUCAACGAGAUGCAUCAGGUCGCUGCCCCUCGUGUUCAUGAAUCAACCCUGGAUCUCGUACGCUUGUGGAGUCUGAAAGCAGAUCUUGCCAAAAACCAUCCUUUCGAAGCUCAUGAAGAUAUAGCACACACUACGCUUGACGCCAUUUGGGUUGUCGUCUUGGGUUCUUCAGCCGAUACUGUCGCGACCCAGGCGAACAUGUUAGAGGCUUUGUCAGAUAUGCAACUUCCAACAGGCAGAGACGUACCAGUUGUCUUCCCUCAAGCUCCUCAUCCACCGGCGUUCGAUGCUGUCUUGACCUUGGCAGAGUCAGUGACUCCCUUGAUAUCAUCUCCGUCUCCCAAAAUUCACCACUGGUUCUUGCGGCAAAGCAGUUCUUACAAGGACGCUAAGCGGUACAAAGACCAGGAGAUAGAGACUAUGAUGAAGGCAGCAAUUGAUAAAUUCUCUGAAGAUCGGGUCGAUGCUCUGGAGAAGCAGGGUAAAGACCGAUCGGCCAUAGAUCAUAUGAUUCGACGCGAGCUUCUGGCAUCCAGGAAAGAAGGCAGAAGUCCUCAAUAUGACACGCCCGCAGCAAAAGAUGAGCUCUUUGGCUUUCUCAUAGCCGGCCACGAAACAACUGCUACAACGACCGCUUGGGCGGUCAAACUGCUGAGUGAUAACAAGAAAGCACAAUCUAAGCUACGUGAAGUAUUGCGCUCAACCUACACUGAUGCCGCUAGUGAGCAGAGGCAACCUACCGCUGGAGAAAUCGCCACCUUGCAUCAUCCUUAUAUUGAUGCCACUCUGGAAGAAAUACUGCGCUGCGGUGGUACAAUAGCCGUGAUGAGUCGAUGUGCAAUGGUCGACACAGAUGUGUUUGGCAUUCGCAUCCCUAGAGGAACUGAUCUCAAUUUUUUGACGCACGCUGGCUAUGUCGCACCACCAGUCGGUGUUGUAGAGGAGCAUACGCGCAGUCCCAGUAGCCAAGCAGCCAAAGACAAAACCGGUAUCUGGGAAGUGUCUGACAUAAACGUCUUUAAGCCAGAGCGCUGGCUAAGACCGACCGACAAGAAAGGUGAAGUCGAGUUUCAGAAGAACGCUGGCCCAAGUCUGCAAUUCGGUGCAGGAAUUCGCGGUUGUUUUGGACGCCGGCUAGCAUACAUCGAGCUCCGUAUGCUUAUUGUCUUGAUCAUAUGGAACUUCGAACUCCUUCCAGUACCCGAGAAGCUCGGUACUUAUCUUGCGAGUGACAAAAUCACUCAUCAGCCCCAGAAAUGUUAUCUUUGCUUGAAGAAAGCCGGCUGGUGA